Molecule: messenger RNA, 1647 nt
Organism: Umbelopsis ramanniana AG
Lineage: Eukaryota; Fungi; Mucoromycota; Umbelopsidomycetes; Umbelopsidales; Umbelopsidaceae
Exons: 5
Biological process (GO): protein folding
Cellular component (GO): cytosol; nucleus
Molecular function (GO): ATP-dependent protein folding chaperone; ATP binding
Source: RefSeq, a predicted model, not a curated record
GGGGGUCAAUGAUGGAAGCACGUUCGUGUGGAGGACAGUCACAAAGAUUUUUUCUUGAAGAAAAAAAAUCCCCCAACAGCCUCAGAACAACACCCUUCAACCGUCAUAGAUACCGCCAUGUCUGAACAAGCAAACGUCAUUGGUAUCAACUUUGGUACAUCAUACUCGUCCAUCUCCUACAUGUCCAAGGAUGGACGCACUGACUGCAUCGCCAACGAAGAUGGUGACAGACAGAUUGCUUCAGUUUUGGCCUUCUCCGGAGAAGAAGAGUCCGUUGGCUCUCAAGCCCAAGCACAAAUACCACGCAACCCUAACAGCACUGUUGCACACUUUAGAGCACAGAUUGGAAAGAGUUUCGAAAGUGCUGAUGAAUUGACUGGAGCUGCCUGCCCUAUUGUUGACAAGGACGGCAAGGUUGGCUAUAACGUCUCCCUCGGUGAAGAUAAGACUCAAAUCUUCACAGCAAAGGAGAUUACUGCCAAAUAUUUGAGACACUUGCGUGAAUCUGCCGAGGCUUUCCUCGGUAACCCCAUCACCGGUGCCAUUGUCUCCGUUCCCUCUUACUUCACUGACGAGCAGCGCGAUGAGCUUAAGCAAGCUGCUGCUGAUGCUGGUGUCAAAGUCAUCCAGAUGAUUCACGAAUCUGCUGCUGCCGCUCUCGCAUACGGUAUUGGUCACAACUCUUCUUCCAAGGAUCCCCAAGAUAAGACUGUUGUUGUUUGCGACAUGGGAGCCCACUCCUUCGAUGUCACUGUUCUCAAUGUCCGCACUGGCGUUUACUCCAUCCUUGCUACUGCUCACGAUACCAAGCUUGGAGGAGCCAGUUUCGAUGAGAACUUGCUUAACCACUUUGCUGCUGAGUUCAAGAAGAAGAACAAGAUCGAUAUCAGCGGUAACAAGAAGGCUCUUGCUAAGCUUCGCGCUGCCUGCGAAGUUACCAAGAAGAGCUUGUCCAGCGCUAACUCUGCACCAUGCUUUGUUGAAUCUCUUGCCGAUGGUCUUGAUUUCCACACUACCAUCAACCGUCUUAGAUUUGAAAUGCUCUCCAAGGUUGUGUUCAACGAUGCCUUGAAGGUCAUUGAGGAAGUUUUGAAGAAGUCCGACUUGGAUGCCUCUGAAGUUGAUGAAGUCGUCAUGGUUGGUGGAUCUGCUCGUAUCCCCAAGCUUGCCAGCAAGUUCCGUGAAGCCUUCACCAACGAGAACACCAAAAUUAGAAGCGAACUUGAACCUGAUGAAGUUGUUGCUACUGGCUGUGCUAUCCAGGGCUCUUUGAUUGCCGAGUUCGAUCAAGAAACCAUCGAGUCUUGCGUCCACCCCGUUGUCACCUUGACUCCUCACACCACCAAGCACAUUGGUACCCUCAACGCCAAGGGUGAAUUCAUCACCAUUGUUCCACGAUACACAUCCCUCCCAACCCGCCGCAUCUUUGAAUUCGGUAACGCACAGCAAGGCCAAACUCAAGCCUACUUUGCCUUGUACGAAGGUGAUCACGAAAUUCCUUCCACCAAAUUGCUAGAGGCUGUUCUUGCUUUGGAGAACGGCAUGGAACUCGGUGUUUCCAAGAUUGAAGCUACUUUGACCAUCGAGAGCAACAACAAGAUUAACCUUGUUCUCCGAGAAAAGAAGGGUAGCGCUGUUGUCAAGGUC